Molecule: messenger RNA, 384 nt
Organism: Adineta steineri
Lineage: Eukaryota; Metazoa; Rotifera; Eurotatoria; Adinetida; Adinetidae
Source: the annotation of a GenBank genome assembly
AUGUCAUUUGAUAAUGAAACAGCUAUAUAUUAUGAUGAAGAUAAUAUUCGUCUUACAGCACCACAAUCUUAUAGUCAAAAUGUUAUUUCUACAUCAUUCAACGAUAAUAUUUGUUGCCAACCGGCUAAACCAAUUGCGACGGAUGUAACUUUCCUUGCUAAAUUUAUAUUUUCUGUUGUUAUUAUUUUUGCUAUUGUAACUAUAAUUGUUGUUGUUGUUUUCUUUCGUUAUAAUCAACAUUUAGAAAAACAGAAAAAAAAAGAGAAAAAAGAUUUAGAAGUUGAUAAAACAUGUGCUCAUCCAUUUGAAGAAUUUCUUAUUGUUGUUAAUGAUACGAAAUCAAUUGAAACAAUAGAAAUAAUACCAACAACAAUCACAAAUUGA